Drosophila serrata is the source of this 3148-nucleotide messenger RNA. Its product is annotated as pyridoxal-dependent decarboxylase domain-containing protein 1. Gene Ontology annotation, molecular function: carbon-carbon lyase activity; pyridoxal phosphate binding. The record is from RefSeq and is a predicted model, not a curated record. Gene Ontology annotation, cellular component: intracellular membrane-bounded organelle. Gene Ontology annotation, biological process: carboxylic acid metabolic process. Lineage: Eukaryota; Metazoa; Arthropoda; Insecta; Diptera; Drosophilidae.
CCUACUGCACACAACAAUAUAUUAUUAAAACACAUUAAAUACCCACGUUUUCAAAACUACAUUUUCCUCAGAGGAAACAAACACACAUAAAAAUUAUCAGUUAAAUUCUAAAAUAAUUUAAAAAUUUCUAUAAGUACUAAAUCGUUAGUAAUUACUGGAAACAAUUUUUCCCUGGAACUAGUUCAUCGAUUAGAUCAUGGAAUUCUAUCGGCACCGGCACACACCAAUCGCAGGAUAUUUUUGCCACCCAUGCUACGGUCACACCUUUCUUACAGACACACACACCCUUACCCUCUCCUCUGACCCACCCAUACACACACAAGCUCACACACACGUAGCGGGCACGAAAACAAUUAUUUUUCAUCGCCAGCGAUUUGUGGAAUUAGAUCGCAUUGGAACCAUGUCAACGGCUGGCAGAUCGGACGACGAUCCCGGCCAGAGUUCGGCCGUGGAACAGAGCACCGUUAUGGUGCCGGAUCCCGGCCCAUCAACGCCAGCGGUAUCCGAAAUAGCCGCAUCCAGUAUACGCUCGGGACUGGCGGAACUGGAGCUGCGCUCCUCGCAGGUGCUGCAGCGCUUGGAGAACGUAAAGGUUUCCACACCCGAAUUGGCCCGUGACUCGCCGGAAGAAGAGGAGCAGCAGCAACAGCAGCAGCAGGCUAGACCGGAGGACUACCUGCUGCCGGCGGAGCACCGUGUGCCCUCGGAUAUUCUCAAGUCGCUGGAGCAACUGGUCUCCUACACGGACAGUGACGAUGACCCGGAGUUUCCGCUGCCCGCCUUGGACGACGUCUCCCACUUGGCGCUCAUCUCGCACAGCAUCGUGGCGUAUCUGUCGCACCUCGAUCGCCAGCAGUUGCUUCGGGUCACGAACAGUAUUUCCGGCGACGCCACCCGCUGGCUGGGCACCUUGUUCCACUUCGGGAACCCGGCAAGCAGCUUCCAUGCGGACAAUGCGGAUGCCGUUCUGCGUACAGUGCGCCUGGCUAUAGUCGCUCGCUGCCCUGGCUAUCUAGAGGGCGGCAUUCCGGCCCUGGCCCUGCCCACGUUCUACAUUUCGGAGAACACGACGCCGGUGAGGCUGCAGUAUGCUUGCCGGCAGCUGGGAAUUCCACUGGAAGCCAUCAAGAUCAUACCCGAGCACAGCCAGAACGGCACCAUGGAUGUGACGCUGCUACAGAAGCAGAUCCAGCUGGAUGUGAGCAACAAUCGUACGCCUCUGCUGGUGGUGGCCGACAUUGGAGCCUCGCUCUGCGGCUACGUGGAUAAUUUGCUCCGUCUGCGAGACGUUUGCAAGGCGCACAACAUGUGGCUGCAUGCCAGCGGCCAUGGCCUGGCCGCGCUGGUCUGUGCCCAGAAUCAGGGUCACGUGGAGGAGGUGCUUCACUCGAUGGCCCUCAAUUUGGGCAGCUGGCUGGGCGUGCCCAGCUUGCCCAUCGUCCUGCUGCACCGUCCGCUGCAGAAUAGCGCGCUGAGUGCCUUUGAAUCCGAUCCGAUCCUGUCCCGACGCCUCAACGCGCUGAGCCUGUGGACCAGUCUCCAGGCAUUGGGCAGAAAGGCCAUUGCGGAGCGUCUGCACGUGGCAUUCCAGACAUGCAGUAUUCUCUUCGAGAUUGCCUCCAAGUGUGAAGGCAUCAGGGUGCUGAGUCACACACCUGGGGCACAGACUGGAGCCUCAUUAUCGGACAUCAUUCCGAGCCCCUUUGAUGUACAGGCCUUGUUCGAUGCCGCCGCUCCUGUUGUCGCCUAUCAAUUUGAUGGCAGUACCACCAUUCCAUUAGGAGGCAGUAGCUCUGCCGCCGCCGCCGCCGUUGCCACUGCUGAGCGGGAGACAGCCGACGGUCUGAAGCCGCUGGAGAAGGUCCACAAUGCUUCCUACUUCGAUCGCCUCAACUCCUGGCUGGGCCAGAUUCUUCAGCGCGACUGUCCAAAUUUUGACUUCGAGGUGAUUGAACACCCAACACACGGCAGCUGCAUCCGCUAUUGUCCCCUGGAAUUGGGUCUGGGUGAGCAGCCACCGAGCUCUGAAAAUCUGGAGAGCUUUGCUCAGAGCCUAGAGGCACAUGUGGACAUUUUGCGGGCAACGAUCAAGCACAAGGCACGCUUCAUCCAUUUGGUUGAGCGCAGCGAUGUGCUGCGUCUAGUCUCCCUGCCCGAAUGGGCCGGCAUGGGUGGUGUUCGAUUCGUGCCCGAGGGCUGGGAGGCUCUGCUCACGGACCAGGCCAAAACGGAGUUGAAUAAGCUCAAUAUCGAUCUGGUGGAGGCCCUCAAAUCCACGGAUAAUGCCUUCUCCCUGGGCGAGGGUACCGAUGGCUUGAUUUGUGUGCGUUUCGGUAUGGUUACCCACGAAACAGAGGUGGAGGAGCUGCUUGAUCUGGUCGUUACGGUGGGCAAGAGUGUGCAGGAGAAUUCGCGUGUUCUGGAUACCAUGUCGGAGAUUGUCAAGAAGGGCAUCGAAGCUGUCACAGCGGAUUUGCAGCGCGAAUCGGAAGAGAAGCUCUGGCAAGAGGGCAUCCUUCGGCACGUGCCCGUUGUGGGACGUGUCUUCAACUGGUGGUCACCGCCUGCCAAAGAGACUGGCAUUAAGGGACGCAGCCUCAAUCUGACGCAGGGCGUAGUCGAGAGCACAGAGAACAUUUACAAGUACCACAUGCAGAUGACCGGAGCCACUGCCCAUCAAUUGCCGGCGAAUCGUUCGCCACCAACGCCCAUGGUGCAGACGCCCGUUGGGACAGCGACGCAAACAGCCCCUGUCUUCCCCACGGUGGAGCCAGUGACUGUGCCCGGUUCUGGUGAAGAAACCCCUGAGCAGUCGGCGGCCACGCAAAACCAUGUGGAUCACGCACGUACCGUGAGCCAGAGUAGUGCGUCCAGCGUUCCGGAACUGGUUGCCGCCCCCAACAGUGCAAUUAACAAUAAUUAGCAACAAAAGGAAAAACAAAUGAAUAAGAAAAACCCCUUAAAACCCUAGAUGACAAACAAAAGGAAAAGCAGAUAAACUUAAUAGAUCAAAAGGCACAGCCAGCUAAAGUGGACUUCUUUGCGGCGACAACGAUAUGGAAUAGUUGAGAGAAGAUCCAAAAAAUAUCCAAGAGCAAGCAAAAAUAAAAAAAAAUAUACAAAUUAAUUCCAAAGAAGGAGAUGAUGA